AUUGCCUAGGUUUCCUUCCCUCCAAAAAAAAUUUCCGAGCUCCGUUGCCAAUUUGUUUCCUUUUUUCUCGAAGAAAAUUGAAAUAAGCAAAACCCUUAAACCCUCUCUCUCUCUCUCUCUCUCUCUCGCUCUCUCCAUCUCUCUCCGGCCUUGUCUCUCAACCCACUCCAAGUAGAUGUUAGCUAUUUCAAGGAUGAAGGCCUUCAUCUCCUCCGCCCCUCACGUUUCCAAGACCACACCUUUCGCCCUUUUAUCUUCCGCCUCCUCCUCCAAGUCCUUCUCCUUCAGCCCUCCUACCCUUUUCCAAAAACCCAAUAUUUUUCUCCCCAAAAGAUCUAUUUUUUCACCUCAGAACGUCCGAUGUCUGCAAAUGGAGGCGGAAUCUCACCAGCGCUCCGGUGAGAUUCACGUCAUCGUCGGCCCCAUGUUCGCCGGCAAGACCACCACGCUUCUUCGCAAAGUUCAGUCCGAGAGAGGCAACGGCAGAAAUGUUGCUAUAAUCAAAUCGAUCAAGGAUACAAGAUAUGGAUUGGAUUCAAUUGUGACACAUGACGGGGUCAAGUUGCCAUGCUGGCCUUUAAAAGAUUUAUCAUCGUUCAAACAAAAGUUUACCCCUGAGGCAUAUGAUAAGCUAGAUGUGAUUGGUAUCGAUGAAGCUCAAUUCUUUGAAGACCUGUAUGAUUUCUGCUCCGAAGCUGCUGAUCAUGAUGGUAAAAAGGUGAUAGUCGCCGGACUAGAUGGUGACUAUUUAAGGAGGAGCUUUGGUUCUGUGCUAGAUAUAAUUCCCCUUGCUGACUCUGUAACCAAGUUAACUGCUCGAUGCGAGCUUUGUGGGAAACGUGCUUUCUUUACACUAAGAAAGACGGAGGAGUUGCAGACUGAACUCAUUGGCGGGCCUGACGUCUACAUGCCUGUCUGCCGGCAACACUACGUUGGUGGCCAAGUAGCCAUAGAAGCUGCGAGAGUUGUGCUGGAGUCUCAAGUUCAGUGCGCGUCAUAGACAUAGUACCCUUUUCUGGUUAGUAAGAAGUAGUACAUGUAUUUUAGAACCUCAUUACAUGUCUUGUUGGAAAUUUUACCGGAGUAGGGUUUUCUUUCUUCCUAAUCUCUCUCCCCUUCCCUCCCCUCCUAUUUAAACAGUUAGGAUUCUUGAUCAAGAAUGUAUAUAUUUCUUUCCACCA
Molecule: messenger RNA, 1181 nt
Organism: Pyrus x bretschneideri (Chinese white pear)
Lineage: Eukaryota; Viridiplantae; Streptophyta; Magnoliopsida; Rosales; Rosaceae
Product: thymidine kinase a
Exons: 4
Coding region: 176-1000 (274 amino acids)
Biological process (GO): thymidine metabolic process
Molecular function (GO): ATP binding; thymidine kinase activity
Source: RefSeq, a predicted model, not a curated record